CGAACUAAUGGUCCGCUCUUUUCGUGUCAACACAAGUCUUACGCAAACUUUUUUCUCGUUGUGUCAAUACUUUUGUCGUCCGUUUUUGCGGUCAACGCGUUAUCGCCAUCAGCGGUGAAGAAGUGCUGAAGAAGUGGUUCGGGAAGUGAUGGCCCGCGUGUUCUGUUGGGGCAAUACAUGCAAUGGAGAGCUGGGUUUGGGUGGCAUCGAAGACGAGCACAUCCUUCUGCCGCGCAAACAGAAAGUGGCGAUCGAUGGCCGCAAGUAUGCCAUCCGUCAGCUGUCGUCCGGUCGUAACCAUACGCUCGUACUGUUGGUUAACCCGUUGGACGACACGUCGCUUGUGUUGAGCUGCGGCUCCAAUGAGAGACACCAAUUGGGACGAGAGGGCAGUUGGCGUCGCUUCGACACCGUUGACGGCGUCGACAAACACGUGGUCGUGAGGCUGUGCUGCGGCGCCAACCACUCACUGGCCCUCACGUCCGCCGGACAGAUGUUCGGCUGGGGUUGUAAUCUAUUCGGACAGUUGGGAAUCGGCAAUAAAGUGGACGAAUCGGUGCCAAAGCCGUCGUUAGUGAAGAGAUUGGCCGCAAAAAUGGUGGUUCAGAUCGCUUGCGGCGGAAAUCAUAGUUUGGCGCUCACUAUCAACGGCAGUAUCUAUUCCUGGGGUUCCAAUGCUUUCGGACAGUUGGGAAACGGUAUGAAAGGCAACUGUGAGAACAGCCCAAUAGAGAUACUGUCUCUGCGAUCGGUUCCGAUCCGUCAAAUGUCUUGCGGUGGCUCUCAUUCGGCGCUACUUUCAUAUACGGGUGCGAUAUAUAUGUGGGGGAAGAAUGAAUUCGGUCAGUUAGGCCUCAACGAUAUGCAAAACAGAUUAGUUCCCACCGUUCAGACCACUCUUCGGUCACAACGAAUCUCUUUCAUCGACUGCGGCGAAGAGCAUACGGUUGCGCUGACCGCCGAUGGCGGCCUAUUCUCGUGGGGCGCCGGUAUGUACGGCCAAUUGGGUCACGCGAAGAACAACAACGAAAUACUUCCCCGAAGAGUGUUUGAAUUGAUGGGAAAUGUGGUCACACAAGUGUCUUGCGGCCGAUGCCAUACGUUGGCCACCAUUGGCUCCAACGGCCGAUUGUAUUCGUUCGGACUGAACGGUUCCGGACAGCUCGGGAUCGGGACUCAAACGAGCAAAAGUGUGCCAAACCAUGUGUCGGGAAAGUGGGCGGAGUUGGGCGUGAAGGACGUCUGUGUCCGCAAUGCCGCCGGUUCUCUAUUGCCGGUCGUCAGUUAUAAUCAGUCAUCAAAUUCUUCGCCAAAGGCGUCGCGAAGGCGGCGGUCAAAGGCUAAGAGCUCUCAGAAGCCUAAGAGUCCGCCGAGACGUGGAGACGACGACGACAGCUGUGAGAUGUCGAUCGACGAGUUGUCUGAUUGCGAUGAUAGCGACAAAGACAUCGCAGACAUGAUGUCUUCGGAUGAGGCCAUUAUUGAAGAGCCCGAUGAAUACUCUAAAGAGACUAUUUUAAAACCAGGAUUUAUCUGUACUUCCGAUCUAAUAGUGUCCACAAAACCCGAUUCCAUAGAAAUCAAUGAAUACCAAUCGGAUCCCGACUCUGACAGUCAACUCAAUACAGAACGACAACAACUAGUCGUCAAAGAGAUUGUUGCCUCAAAAGGGGAUCAAAGUUUUGUAUUAGUUGUGAGACUAAACGAUAACAACUAUCCGAUUGACUUCAGAUAUAACCAUAGUUUCGAUGAGAUUUACAAAUUGGAUACAAAAAGAUUACAAAAACUGAAUGAAACUCUUGAAGACAACAACAUAUCUUCUGAUGACAUCGACUAUAUCGAGAGCGCCUUCACCUCAAUCUCCUGCUGGAACUCGAGUUUCAUCGACGACAAGAUCACCGGUGACUCUGUCUUACCGUCGAUCGAUUGGAGUUCCGCGCGAACGGCCUUCGAGUUCAUUGAAAAGGCCAAAAACAGUCGAAUCAAAGAACUUAUUUAUCAAUCAAUACUUAAAUUAAUACCGGGUUUGCCGGACAUCGACGACGACAACUCGUUGGAUCCGGAAGUGCUCCGAAUCUAUAUGUUGUUAACACUGUUUCAUCCGUUCAGAACUGAUUACAAAAAUGCCGAAGCGAUGCGAAAACUGAUUUGUGGAUACAUGAGAGCCGUUCUCCGUUUGCACGACUCCGCCAAAGAUGUGAUUAAGCAAUGGUUCGGCCGAUUGGAGACCAAACACUUCCGUCAACUCAUUCAUAACGUUAAGAAUUACAUGAAAGAAGUGUUUGAGAGUCAAAACAAUCAAAACAAAGAGUUUGAGAGCAGGUCUUCGGGUGCGGACGGAGCGCAUCAGCAGAGAGUAAUCGACUCCGAACUUCACGACACGUUAGGCCUGAGU
Messenger RNA from Medioppia subpectinata, 2395 nucleotides. NCBI's taxonomy places the organism in Eukaryota, Metazoa, Arthropoda, Arachnida, Sarcoptiformes, Oppiidae. The record is from the annotation of a GenBank genome assembly.